AAAAAAGUGUUUCGCCAAGUGAGCCGUCAGUUGUGGUGUUAAUUGUACAAAAAAAUUUCAUGUUAAAUUAGUGCUCAAAUUGUGAAAAUAUUGUCCACAAGUGACUCACAAGGCUGCUGCUCACGCACGGACGAUAUAUGGAAUCUCACAGAUAAAAAUCACGAAAAUUGUGCAAGAAUAUCAGCGGCAACAGCGCCACUUACUGAAACAGCAAGACCUAUUAAUUGCUGUCCUCACACAGUAUUUUUUUCUCUGUUUAUUCUUCCCUUUUUCGGUUUUUUUUUGGUCUGAUCGGCACUGAAAGAGACACAGAGUAUUUUUCAAUUUAUACCUCACGCCACGGUGAGGUAUAAUUUUGUGAAAAAGAAGGUAAUGUGGAUGUGUAAUCAUGUAAUUUUUCUUACUGUUUGUAUCUCCAUUGGAACUGUUUUCUGAUUAUGGUGACUGAUAGUUAAUUAAUUGAGUGGACACUUUUGUGUUGUGGGUGUGGGAAUUUUGAGCUUGAAGAACUGUAACUCCAAUCAGAGGUGAUUUUCCUCGCGCAUAUUCGUAAUAUAUUUACUGUCGAGAAGUGAAGAAGUCACUGGGAUAGUUUAUGUGAGAAUAACAGGAGUGUAUGUGGAAAAUUGUAGGGUUGAAGAGAGCUAAUGGUGAGGGCAAAUGUGGAUAGUGUGAAGCCACCACUGAAGGAAUCCCACCGAAUUGCAACAUUGUCAGAGACAAUCGAACCCAGUUUGGCCACAAAUAUCACUUCAAGUGUGAAUUGGAAGUGCAAUCAAGCUACAAUGGCAACAGAAGCAUCAACAUCCGCGACCCAGACGAAUGCCACAUCAUCAACAUCGGCUGUCACAACGGCUAUUGCCGUGGUGACACCCACAGCCAGGGCUACGACCUCUGUGGCGAUGACCACGAGCGCCAAGAUGGUCACCCAGGCUACCAUAUCCACCAAGAUUGCACCAUGUCAGGCGCAGAUGCCGCCGCCGGCACCGCCCCAGCCGCUCCAUGCGCGCCCGAUGCAUCCGCCAGUGCAUCCACAGAUCCACCACAUCGGCCCGGCCAUUCCCAUUCCGCCGCCCGGCGGAGGUGCUCCGGCUGCAGCCGCCGCCGCUCCGGCUGGCUGGCAACUCGUAGAUUCAGUGUUCCACUUCGGGCCCGGCUUCGAGCCGCAACCCUACUGCCCUAAGCACUCGCAGGGUCCGCAGCCCGGACAUGUGGUGUACUUCCAUGUCAACCCAGGCGUCAGUGUCACUUUCCAAGUGGCCGGCAACAGAGAAGUCGUCCGUGGUGAGUAG
Molecule: messenger RNA, 1292 nt
Organism: Phlebotomus argentipes
Lineage: Eukaryota; Metazoa; Arthropoda; Insecta; Diptera; Psychodidae
Exons: 2
Coding region: 648-1292 (214 amino acids)
Source: RefSeq, a predicted model, not a curated record